AUGACGAAACGACGUGCCGAGAACAUCCCCGGCGAGGUGUGGGAGGAACAUAGGGGGAAAAUUGUGUCUUUCUAUCAAAGCUCAACUCUAGAGGGUGUAAUACAAAUGAUGAGUCAAAGACAUGGAUUUAAUGCAAGCAAAAGCCAAUAUACCAGAAAGUUCAAGGAAUGGGGGAAAGCAACCAAUGUUAUCCUGCAUGGAAAUCCCAUUUCGCAGGAUAAACUUGAGAAGGAAAUUGCGAGAUAUGUCAGCUUCACAGAUAGGAUCUUCUCCACAAAAGAUGAUGAUGAUACGUCAAUUCCUGAUUGCUUUGCAAUCCUUACUCCUCCAGCAACCAUGGUGUUUCCGUUACACAAUCGUGUUAUCCUAAUUCCAAGUUCGAUAUUUCCCACUACUUCAGGUCUCGACAGCACGACUCUAAAUCUCGAGAGCCUGUUUGAGCUACUUGCAGACUUUGGGUUAUCAUGGUCGAACUCUACGCUCAUAGAACUUGGAGUUCCAGCCUCCCUUGGAAUGUUGUUGCAAAAUGUGACCAGAGGAUAUCGUGGUACAUCAUUGGAGUCAAUUUAUAAGACUUACAUGGCGGGGGACAACCAAGUAGAGUUGUGUACGGCACUGGACCAGAGUACUCACUCGAAUCCCACGGUAUACCAGCUCUUUAGCAUGUUCAUAUUCAUGGUGACCAACGAUUUGCGACCCGCAGAGUUCAUUCAAGGCAUCUAUAUAUGGGUAAAGUCAAAUUCCUGCGGUUGGAUUUUCACAGAGAUUCUCAAAUUGAAGUCGACAACAAUAGAUGUAUUCGCAACCAAAUUGUUCCCAAUCGCUGUUCAUGCAGGUGACGUUGAUAUGGUUCGUAAACUCCUUUCGAGGAACGUUGAUAUCGAAACCCCGAUUGGAAACUCAGGGAAGGGAGAGCAUUUUCGUACUGCGCUAUCACUUGCUGUCGGAGGAGGGAACAUGCAAAUGGUCAAAGUCCUUUGCGAAUUAGGGGCAAUCCCCGCAGUUCUUGAAAUCGAUAGCAUGGUGGUAAAGGAUACCCAUGCGUCUCUAUGGUCUCCCGAAAACACUGGGAUGCUCCGUUUACUCUUAGACUAUGGUGCAGCUCCGGAGUGCUUAAUACUAGAUGGGCCACGCGGCUAUCCUCUUGUGAAAGCUGCAUCUGAAGGCAGUGUGGAAGCGGUUUCUUUACUUUUAGCGCUCGGGGCAAAUGUCAACUCCAGUAUCCCUAGACGAUGGGGCACUGCGUUGCAAGCUUCCGUUGCAGGCGGUCAUAUACAAGUCGUAAGAGCUUUGCUCAAGGCGGAAGCGGACGUCAAUAUGAUAGAUAUGGUCGUCAAUAACGAUAAUAGGUUUACCUUUCUAUAUGGACCGUGUGAUGCUCAGCAAACCCCAAUACAACUCGCGGCAAAGACCAACAACACUGAGAUGGUGCUACUACUGUUGCGUAGUGGGGCAUUGGUUAACCUUUGUCCCAUAUUACCUGUUGUCCAUGUUGCAUGGAUAGACACCCUGUUCUCUCGCUAUGAGGUUGAUAGAUCGUCGGAAGGAACAUUGCCGCUUGCAUUUGCUAUCCAGUAUGCAGCGCAGAAUGAAAAUGUUCCACUUGUACAUCAGCUCCUCGCUGCAGGCGCCAUGGUGGACUCGAGAAUUGGAAUCGAUUAUGGCAGUAUGCCUCUUCAAAUAGCGGCGAGGCUAGGAAAUAUGGAAUUAAUAUCUCUCUUUUUGGCCUAUGAUGCUGAUGUGAAUGCUCCACCUGAAAAAUACAAUGGUCGGACAGCAAUACAGGCGGCAGCAGAAAAUGGAAACAUUGAGGUUAUACAGAUGCUGCUCGAUUCUCAUGCCAACGUACACGCGUUACCAGGCCGGAGAAGAGGCCGAACGGCACUUCAAGCUGCUCUAGAGAAAGGCAACAUCAACGCAGCAAGACAUCUCCUGCUUUCUGGUGCAGAUAUUAACUCCAAGCCAGCCUCGAGUUAUGGGCUGACCGCAUUGCAGGCAGCUGUAUCAUUUGGGGACAUUGAAAUCGUCACAGAACUUUUGAGCUAUGGAGCCGAUGCCAAUGCUGAAGCGGGGCCUAAAUGGGGUUUAACCGCCUUACAAGCAGCAGUGAGAAAGAGGAGUAUUGAUCUGCUUGGCUUGCUCCUCGGAGCAGGAGCCGAUGUAAACGCAUUGUCUUCAAACUUCGGAAACAUGACCGCCUUGCAGUUUGCAGUAUCCAUUGACUGGCUGGAGGGUGUAAAGCUCUUACUGAACUACAAACCAGAUGUCCGCAUGAUUCCUCCUUUUUACCAAGAGAAUUAUAAGGCGUUCUCAGCCCUGGGUUGGGCUAUCCAGAAUUUCAACCUUGAUAUGAUAGCUCUCUUGUUUGAUCACGGUGCUGGUCCCAAUGACCCAGUCAGUAUUAGUCCAGAUGAACCCCCCACGGCUUUUCUUUAUGCGCUCAGCCAUUCCAAGCGUCUCUAUUUGCCUGAAAUAAUUGAGCUCUUCGUGAAAAAUGGCGCCGAUAUAUGCCAAUGUUGGGGCUCUAAAUCAAGCCUCGAAGUUGUGAUUGCGGUAUCCCCCGCGAACGUUGAAGUAAUACGAAUCAUAAUUGUUGGUUUAGCUAUAAUCCGUAUCACGAAGCAUAGAUUAGGGAGCAAGGGCGGUCCAACUGCCCUACGUGGUGAGCCUGCUUAUAAGCACAAAUAUUCAAUAUAA
Talaromyces marneffei is the source of this 2697-nucleotide messenger RNA. RefSeq lists its product as uncharacterized. Gene Ontology annotation, molecular function: transcription cis-regulatory region binding; protein binding. Bases 1 to 2697 code for a protein of 898 amino acids. The transcript has 5 exons. Gene Ontology annotation, biological process: positive regulation of transcription by RNA polymerase II. Gene Ontology annotation, cellular component: nucleus. Lineage: Eukaryota; Fungi; Ascomycota; Eurotiomycetes; Eurotiales; Trichocomaceae. The record is from RefSeq and is a predicted model, not a curated record.